Messenger RNA from Anthonomus grandis grandis, 1262 nucleotides. Its product is annotated as probable pyruvate dehydrogenase E1 component subunit alpha, mitochondrial. The record is from RefSeq and is a predicted model, not a curated record. Lineage: Eukaryota; Metazoa; Arthropoda; Insecta; Coleoptera; Curculionidae. The transcript is spliced from 6 exons. Bases 44 to 1213 code for a protein of 389 amino acids. Gene Ontology annotation, molecular function: oxidoreductase activity, acting on the aldehyde or oxo group of donors, disulfide as acceptor.
AUUCCAUUCAAUUUCUCCAACUUGUCACUGUGAAGCUUCAAAAAUGUUCCUGAGAACCGCAGUUCGUUUGGCCAAGCGAGCGUUUACGCCCCAAAGAAGAAGCUUGGUGCUGAAUGUGGACCAAUUGUACGACGAGAGCGUUUAUAAGCUCCAUCUGCUGGACCAAGGACCCUCUCACACCUCGGAGCUGAGUAAAUCGGUCGCUCUAACAUGUUUCGAGCGCAUGGACCUCGUCAGGAAGGUGGAAAACACUCUGGCCCAGCUGUACAGGGAGAAAAAGAUACGGGGCUUUUGUCACCUUUACGUGGGACAAGAGGCGGUAGCAGUCGGAAUAUUUCAGAUAAUGCGCCCCCAGGACACCAUUAUCACCUCAUACAGGUGCCACGGUUGGGCCGUGUUAAAAGGGGGCAGUGUGGCCUCAGUAUUCGCGGAGCUACUAGGUCACGUGACCGGUCUAUCGAGAGGCAAGGGAGGUUCCAUGCACCUCUACGCUCCCAGAUUCUUCGGAGGGAACGGCAUAGUCGGAAGCCACGUGCCUCUUGGUGUCGGCAUAGGGUUCAAGCACCACUAUCUCAAGGAAGAUGCCAUUUGUGUGACCCUUUUUGGAGACGGGGCAGCCAAUCAAGGACAAGUUUUCGAAGCAUUUAACUUGGCCAAGCUGCAGGAUGCUCGUAUACUCUUCGUGGUAGAGAACAACAUAUAUGGCAUGGGCACAUCCACUAUGAGGAGUUCGGCGAAUACGGAGCUCUAUAGGCAAUGCGCUUACCUCCCCGGAAUUAGGGCCUCCGGCAUGGAUAUUUUGAGCAUCAUGGAGUGCACCAAGUUCUGUUUCGAUCACAUUAAAGCGGGCAAGGGGCCCAUCGUUUUGGAGCUUAUGACGUACAGGUACUUUGGACACUCAAUGUCCGAUCCAGGUACGAGUUACCGAGACAGGGAGGAAAUCCAAACGGUACGCGAGAAGAAAGACUGCAUCGCCCACAUUAAAAAGCUGAUUCUGGACAGCAAGUUGGCCUCAGACGCCGAACUGAAGGAGAUAGAGACGAAAAAUAAGGAAUUCGUUGCUAAGGAGCUCGAGGCGGCUUCAAAGGGCACCGAUCCUCCCCUAGAGGAGCUGGUGGCUGACGUGUACUCGAAUUACCCGGACCGCAUGAGGAUCCCGCCCAUGCUCACCUGGAUGCCAUACAAGACUAUUGCCCAUUACGAUAAAAAAUAAUUUUAAUUUUUAAUUAAGUUUUUAACGAAUAUACACGUAUACUCUAAUA